Messenger RNA from Trifolium pratense (red clover), 2020 nucleotides. RefSeq lists its product as uncharacterized. The transcript is spliced from 13 exons. Lineage: Eukaryota; Viridiplantae; Streptophyta; Magnoliopsida; Fabales; Fabaceae. The record is from RefSeq and is a predicted model, not a curated record. Gene Ontology annotation, molecular function: hydrolase activity. Gene Ontology annotation, cellular component: endoplasmic reticulum. Gene Ontology annotation, biological process: GPI anchor biosynthetic process. Bases 162 to 1769 code for a protein of 535 amino acids.
AAAAAAAAAAAAAACAUCAUUGGAGAAAAAACAGAAAGAACCAAUCUGGAAACAAGUCAAAAGAAAAAGAAAAGACCAAGAUCCGAGGUUUCUCAAUUUGGUCGACUGUAAGUCUGUAAUGUUUGAAACAUUGAUUUGAUUUCAUCAGUAGAAGAUCAGUGAUGAAGCAGAAAGAGUUGACUUUAUUGUUAUGUCUCAUAUGGGCACUAACCAUUCUCUAUGGUGAAAUGUUCUCUUACUGGCUUCCACCUCUCUUCACUUGUUCAUGGCCCCAUUUGAAGGUUCAAACAAAGAGUGAGAGUUACCAAACUGAUUAUGUCAAAGUUGCUGUUAUUGCAGAUCCACAGCUCAUGGACAAAACUUCUCUCCCUCUUCCUGACAAAUCUCUUGCGCUGGAGCUUGUGAAAUUCUACACUGAUUUAAACAUGCGUAGAUCAUUCUUUUCAUCGAUCCUGCCUUUCAAACCUGAUGUCAUAUUGUUUUUAGGCGAUUACUUCGAUGGAGGUCCUUAUUUAUUAGAUGAAGAAUGGCAGGAGUCUUUGAACCGCUUUAAACAUAUCUUUGGUUUGAACGCACAGGGAAAAUACACGGACAAGGAAGUUUAUUACAUUCCUGGAAACCAUGAUAUUGGUUAUGAAACUCUUCAUUAUGCAAAGCCAGAGGUUAUCAGACGCUACGAGGAAACAUUUGGGAUUAGAAACUACAGAUUUGCAGUUGGAAAAGUGGAUUUUAUUGCUGUCGACGCACAAACUCUUGAUGGACACCGGCAAAAGAAUCUGACGUCUCAAACUUGGGAGUUUGUAAAGAAUAUCUCUGUAGAUAAUGUAGUUCGUCCAAGAGUCUUAUUAACACACAUUCCUCUAUAUCGACCGGAUGGUACUUAUUGUGGCCCUGAUCGUAGUUCUCCAAUUAUUAAUCAGAGGAUACAACGCGCUGCGUAUGAUAAAACUAAUGAUAUUACGUAUCAGAAUUACGUUUUUGAGAAGACAUCAAAGUAUUUACUAGAUACUAUCAAACCUAAGCUUAUUUUAUCUGGCCAUGAUCAUGAUCAAUGCACCGUCACUCAUCAAUCUAAAUCCGGGCCUGUAAAAGAGCACACUCUAGGUACCAUAAGUUGGCAACAAGGAAAUUUGUAUCCUUCUUUCAUGCUGUUAUCUGUCGAUAACUCGACUCUUCCAAAUGCUUCCAUUCCAGAAGAGCAUGUGUUGAGUCAUCUAUGUUAUCUUCCAAAGCAAUUACACAUUUAUAUGUGGUAUAUUGUUCUAUUUGUUCUUACCCUCCUUGCCCUCCUACUUUGGCCAACAAGCAGCACAAGUUUCUGGCACCAGUGUUGGAACUUGGCGGGUCAUUUUAAACAACUAAUAGCUUCCAUGGUAUCUAGAAGCGAAACAAAAGAGAAGGACGAGGAUGCCAACUAUGAAUACGAGAUGAUGUGGGAUGCAGAAGGUUCAAUGCAUCUUAUAAAGAAACCCUUGAAGACAUCCACUGUAAAUUCAAAUGAACGAAGCUUAGGAGAAAGGGGUAAUGCAGUAAUGCGGCCAACUGUUAGAAAAAAUACGGGUCAAGAAGCUGAUUUCUCUGUGAAUAUGGACAUGGCUUCAAGCACCGGACUUGAUCCUCUAGCAAAACUACCUCCCAGAACAGGAAAAUCAAAGACAACAAUUAUAAUCCAAAGAUUACUACGCACACUACGAAUGCUGACCGUUAUUGCAGCAGUCAACGUUCCUCUUUACAUGAUGUUGCUAUUCAAGGAUUGGAUUGACAAAUAAAGACAAGAUUCAUACGCGAGUUAUUAUAUCAUUCAGGUUUUACAUUAAGGUUUUGUUGUAAUGAAGAGUUAUAGUAGAACCAAUUAGAUAGUUCAAGUAGUUAAUUUCUAUCAGCAUGAUCUAAUCAAGCAUGUACUGAUGAUUCUGUAUAAUCUGUAGCUUGAAACAUAUACUUAAAUUAUUCAUGAUAGUGCCAUGAUCAUAUGGAGCUGAAUUAUUGUUUCUUGUGUCAGUUUCAAUUUUUUUAACAC